Messenger RNA from Quercus robur (English oak), 1838 nucleotides. RefSeq lists its product as uncharacterized. Lineage: Eukaryota; Viridiplantae; Streptophyta; Magnoliopsida; Fagales; Fagaceae. The transcript is spliced from 15 exons. The record is from RefSeq and is a predicted model, not a curated record. Gene Ontology annotation, cellular component: cytoplasm. Bases 424 to 1671 code for a protein of 415 amino acids. Gene Ontology annotation, biological process: biosynthetic process.
AGGAAGCGAGUGGCUUUUAUUAGUACCUUUCUACUUUACACUCAUCAUACCGACACUAAUUGCCUCUUCCUCUCGAAUAUCCUUCCCUAGAUUACAUUUUCAUUCACUAAUAUUGCUCUCUUUCUCUCUCUCUCUCUCUCUCUCUCUCUCUCAGCUAUAUUACAAUUUACAACGUUUUGAUUGGUUUGGGGCAGUCAAUACUGUUGAGUUUGUUUGGUUUUUAGUGUUUUGGAUAUCGAUAUAUAUAUGGUCCCUUUAGAAAUGGACAAGUCACAAGUUACAUAAAUUCUUACAUUUGGUGGGCUGCGUGUGUGAAAGUGUGAACCCGUUUUUGCUUCACAAGACUUUGAACUUUGUAAAAUAUAUAGGAGUUGUUGUGGACGGUUUUCUGUCUUUGGGGAUCUGGGUUUGAGUUGUUUAACGAUGGGAAGCUCAGAGGAGAGAGUUGUUGCUGUGAUCAUGGUUGGUGGACCCACCAAAGGUACUAGAUUCCGACCACUUUCACUGAAUAUUCCAAAGCCCCUUUUUCCUUUAGCUGGACAGCCAAUGGUUCAUCAUCCAAUUUCUGCUUGUAAAAGGAUUCCCAACUUAGCUCAGAUCUAUCUCGUUGGUUUUUAUGAGGAACGUGAAUUUGCAUUAUACGUAUCCUCCAUCUCUAAUGAGCUAAAAGUCCCUGUUAGAUACUUGAAGGAAGACAAGCCACAUGGUUCAGCUGGUGGGCUUUAUAACUUCAGAGAUCUGAUCAUGGAAGAUAGCCCGUCACAUAUUUUCUUGCUCAAUUGCGAUGUUUGCUGUAGUUUUCCACUGCCAGAAAUGCUUGAGGCUCACAGAAGAUAUGGUGGGAUGGGAACAAUCUUAGUGAUCAAAGUUUCUGCUGAGACAGCAAAUGAGUUUGGAGAAUUGGUAGCUGAUCCAGUCACCAAUGAACUGUUGCAUUACACAGAAAAACCUGAAACUUUUGUAAGUGACCGAAUAAAUUGUGGGGUUUACAUAUUUACCCCAGAUAUUUUUACCGCCAUCCAGGAGGUUUCCACUCAGAGGAAAGACAGAGCUAAUCUGAGACGUGUAUCCAGCUUUGAAGCCCUCCAGUCAGCAACAAGGAGCCUUUCCACAGAUUUUGUAAGAUUGGAUCAAGAUAUUCUGUCACCCCUUGCAGGGAAGAAGCAGCUAUAUACAUAUGAGACUUUGGACUUUUGGGAACAGAUCAAAACUCCUGGGAUGUCCUUGAAAUGUUCUGGUUUAUAUCUUGCACAAUUCCGGUUCACCUCCCCCCAUCUUUUGGCACAUGGGGAUGGUACAAAGAGUGCUUCCAUUACUGGUGAUGUUUAUGUUCAUCCAUCAGCAAAAGUACAUCCGAGUGCUAAGAUCGGUCCCAAUGUCUCGAUAUCUGCAAAUGCUCGUAUAGGAGCUGGCGUAAGGCUCAUCAGUUGUAUCAUCCUUGAUGAUGUUGAAAUUAAGGAAAAUGCCGUCGUUAUUCAUGCAAUUGUUGGGUGGAAGUCUUCUGUUGGGAGAUGGUCCAGGGUCCAGGCUAGUGGAGAUUAUAAUGCAAAACUUGGGGUUACAAUACUCGGUGAAGCUGUAACUGUUGAAGAUGAAGUAGUGGUGACUAGCAGCAUUGUCCUACCAAACAAGACUCUCAAUGUCAGUGUUCAAGACGAGAUAAUUCUGUGAUAAAACAAGACCAGUUUCAUACCUAUCACCAGACUCAUUCUGUCACAAAUUGGUCUUAUUCUUUACUCAUUAAUGAUAUAAGUCAAAUACAUUAAGUUGCUUUUUGCCCUUAUGUAUAUUGACAUUGCUUCAAUAAGAAUAAGAAUUUUAGAUUGGCUGCUUUUUUA